Oncorhynchus mykiss (rainbow trout) is the source of this 1996-nucleotide messenger RNA. NCBI's taxonomy places the organism in Eukaryota, Metazoa, Chordata, Actinopteri, Salmoniformes, Salmonidae. The record is from RefSeq and is a predicted model, not a curated record.
CCACCCAUCGUGUGACUUAUAAUGUGCUACACAAGUUGAGGAACUUACUUUAACUUCCUGUUUUACUGGGUAUGUUCAACAAAAAGUAUGGCAGCUCUCCUACAUUACAUAGUGUUUCUAUCAGCUCUAGUCCAAGGAUCAGAGUCCAGCAUUGAGACUCUGAAACGGUUUGUGCUGAAGGGAGAAAAUGUUCGUCUGCACGUCCAGGGAUAUGCUAAACUAAAUAAUAUUGAGGAUUUAAAGUGGACUUUUAACAAAUCUCACACUUUAGUAAAAUACUCCAAUGAAUCAUCAACAGUGAAAGUAUACACUAAAUACCAAGGCAGGAUUGAGUUUAGUGAGGCAAACUUCUCUCUAGUACUGAAGAACCUACAGGAAGGAGACAGUGGACUUUAUGACGCAGGAGUGAGUGGUGAAGAAAACAAAGAUGUUGCCAAGUACCAGAUAUCAGUUCAAGAGAGAGUUGUGACACCAGUCCUGACAGUGAACUCUGUCUCCUCCAUCAAUGGCAACUGUAACGUGACUGUGACCUGCAGAGGUCAGAACACCUCUGUCACCUCCAGCUGUAACAGCAGCACCUGCUCUCAGGUGGGAGGAGAGAGUAGAGGGGCUGAGACCUCCACUGUCCCCCUGCUCUCUGUCUAUGUGGCAGGGGGUUUCAUCAUCUGUAACCACAGCAACCAAAUCAGCUGGGCCCCUAACAUGAAGGAGAUCGAAACGAUUUGUGCAUCCAAUUCUAAACCAGAGCGGGACGAAGAGAACCAAAACUACAAAGUCGGCAUCAUCAUCUUCAUCAUCAUCAUCAUCUUCGUUGGAUGUGUCCUGAUUGCUUGGCAGAAGCUGAAUAAAGGUUACAAAGAGGAUAGUAUAAACACAGAUUAUGCUACUGUCAGGACUCCAGGUAACAGUCAUGUAGGUGGUGAAGAGCAGGAAUCUCCAGGUCCAGGUCCAACAACACCCACCAUCUACAGUGAGGUGGGACAACCCCCAACCCCAGCUAUGUGAACUACCCACCAUGGUGGGAGACGGAAAUCAUCUGUAAGUGGUGCCUAGAUGACAAUGUGUGAUCGCAUUGAAUUCAUUAAAUUGAAAGGCAAUUUUCUCAAGUUUAUGGAGACGGCAUUCACAGUAAACGUUGUGUCAUGUGUCGGCUCGAUCAGAAAUUACCUUUAUAUUUCAGUUGCACUAUAACUCAGAUCUUCCGUGGUCCGGAUUGAAUCUAGCCCUUACUCUCAAUAGCUCUGUUUAUAACUGGUUCUCACAUGUGUCCUUUGUCCUGGUCUUGUCCACUUUUGGAUUGUCUACACCUGUCUAAAAUUGUGGACACAAUCAAAGUCAAAUUGAGAUCUGAUUGGGAUCUUCCUGCCCACCUCCGGAGGUAGUCAGCCACGCAUUGUGUCUGGAUAUAUUGCAAGUGUAGACGGAAUCUGGACAGUUAAACUAUUUAAUCCAUAAUUAUCCUGCCCUCUCAAACAUUUACAGGUUGCACAAUUGACUUAUGGCAUCAAUGGUGGUGUUGGAGGGCCAGAAGGAGGCACUCUGGACUACAGAUCUCAUGCCAAUACCCCAGGACAGUGAUGAGGACAUCAGCCUGAGUAGAGUGCAGUCUUUUGGAUGGAAUGUUAAAUGGGUGUCCUGACUCUCUGUGGUCAUUAAAAAUCACAUGGCACUUAUUGCAAUCGGCCAAACCCAUAAUUCAUCCAUUGGACUGCUAGAUGGUGAAGUGUGAUUCAUCACUCCAGUGAACUCAAAUCCACUGCUCCAUAGUCCAAUGGCAGUAUGCUUUACACCACUCCAGCCGAUGCUUGGCGUUGUGCAUGGUGAUAUUACGCUCGUGUGCAGUGAUAGAAAAAGUACCCUAUUGUCAUACUUGAGUAAAAGUAACCUUAAUAGUUACUCAAGUAAAAGUGAAAGUAAACCAGUAAAAUACUACUUGAGUAAAAGUCUAAAAGUAUUUGGUUCUAAAUAUACUUAACAAGUAUACAAAGUAAAAGUA